Mesocestoides corti is the source of this 393-nucleotide messenger RNA. Lineage: Eukaryota; Metazoa; Platyhelminthes; Cestoda; Cyclophyllidea; Mesocestoididae. The record is from the annotation of a GenBank genome assembly.
AUGCGUGGAUUCUUGUCUCUCUGUACAGCUCUGUUCCCGAAUUUAAAAGGUGCAACGUCAGUAGGCAAAACACAAAGAGAAAUCCUGCAACACGUUCUCUCUUCCUUUAAGUCGCCGUGCUCUUCUGUAGUGGAUCGCAGAAGGCCCAGCACAGCACCACUACGUGGGCGACCGUCUCGAAAAAAGUUUGAUCCUGUUUGCCGCGCGGAUCCCGUAACCCUUUGGCGUCUCUACAGUACUGAGUGGAGCAAGCACUCACGUGCCGUUGAGAUGAGCGAACGCUCCCUACGAUGGUCUGUGAAGGAGGCCAUGAUGGUGAAGGAGGUGCCGGGACACAUCAAUCAAUUAUGGGCCCCUCAUCACCGUGUACUACUUCCCGUCCUGUCUCGAUAA